Messenger RNA from Synchiropus splendidus (mandarinfish), 5514 nucleotides. It is a transcript of the gene ppp1r37, whose product is annotated as protein phosphatase 1, regulatory subunit 37. The transcript has 13 exons. Lineage: Eukaryota; Metazoa; Chordata; Actinopteri; Syngnathiformes; Callionymidae. Bases 749 to 3850 code for a protein of 1033 amino acids. The record is from RefSeq and is a predicted model, not a curated record. Gene Ontology annotation, molecular function: protein binding.
GACGUCAGACGUGUGAACAACAAACACUUUUGGACUUGAAGCUAGCGAAUGGAAACGCCAGACAAAACAGUUCCUGCCGACUUGUCCCUGAAAGCGAACCCGUCUCCGCGACCAGCGCGCCCGGAACGUAGCUAACUCGUUUCCCAACGACUGCUGGAACCGACAGGUGUAGCGUCGUCGGUCAGGAAGCGAGCCCCGGCGCUAACAUUAGCCACGGGAACAUGCUCACUGCUCCGAGUGUGACGCCUGUUUUUUUCCUCGCUGCCGCGGAUCCAGGGCUGUGAUGCAGCACGACGGAGGGUGAGACCAGAACCGAGAAAUCGCUUGUUUGACGCUGGCACAAUGGGCUUUAUCUGAACGAAACCAAGUUAAAGCGGACAUGCGAGCGAACACCGGCCUGGGUGUCGCUCAAUCCAUGUAAACCAACGCUUUGCUCGCGGACUGUGGGCUCACUUUGCUAGCGUAAUGGAGGCUCCCUGAACUGCUGGUUUAUUUCAAUUCAUUUACCUUUCCCUGUUCUAAUCUGGACCGUUUAACCACACGGUUGCAUUCAUAGUUAACCGAAUCAUAGUCAGCCCGUCUACUCUCCACUGUAUAUUGGUGUUGGUAGUUGGUUUACUCCCAAAACAAAUCAAACUUGUUUGCUUGGCUGCUCAGGGACCACUGCCCUGUCGAUCCCAUGGUUCCUAGUUAAUGUUUCACCGACAGCAUGUCUGACACGGUUUAAGUUGUCCUGGGAAAUUGAACCAUGAAUAUCGAAGAGCAGCGUCUAGACUUGUGCAAUAUCAAAUCUAUCAACAACGUGGACGAUGAGCUGACCACCAACACCGAAGUGGUCAUCACGAGUAUCUCGGAUUUGGUAACGGAUAGUCAUUCGGAUAAAUUAAACAUUGUUGCCACAGAGGCCUCCGACUGCUACCUGAUGCCUCAGCUCACGGACAACAACAUCCAAGUGGUGGAGCAGGACAACCAUCAGCCUCGAGAAACACUGGAUGAUGAGGUCAAUGGGAAUAAAAGGACCAGUGCAGAGGACACUCCUGAGGACCCUCCUGGCCUGGUCAAUGAUGACCAGCACAUAGACAAUAUUGUGGUGGACAAAAUGAAGGAAGAUAAAGAUGUUGAGUUUGCUACUGACGACAUGGAUGAUAAUGGGGACAUGGACAUUGGCGUCGAUCUGAGUCUGGAUGAGACUGGGGUGUUGGAAGGAGACACAACAACUAGCAAGUCUUUACCGGAUUCCAGUCUUACAAGUCAGGUUGUUCCGGGAGAUAUUCUGUCGGAUCCAAGCCAGGCAGGUGGAGCUGGAUCAACAGAACAGGCUGUGUUGUACCCUGUGGUGGAAGAAGUGGACAGCACGCACAAACCAAGUGGAAAACGGGUGACUUUUCCAUCAGAUGAGGAUAUUGUUUCUGGAGCAGUGGAGCCCAAAGAUCCCUGGAGACACGCUUUGAAUGUGACAGUGGAUGACAUCCUUUCUUCAUACAAGCAGGCUUGCCAGAAGCUCAACUGUAAACCUAUUCCCAAAGUGCUCAAGCAGAUACAGGAACUGAGAGACCUGACUCAGCGCAACGAAUGCUUCGAUCUGAAAGGUGAGAAGUUAGACUACAAAUCAUGCGAGUCUCUGGAGGAGAUAUUAAAGAGAGUCCAGUUCAAGGUGAUCGACCUGGAACAGACAAACCUGGAUGAAGAUGGAGCCUCGGCUUUGUUCGACAUGAUCGAGUAUUACGAGUCAGCUACGCACCUGAACAUCUCCUUCAACAAGCACAUCGGCACGCGGGGAUGGCAGGCUGCUGCACACAUGAUGAGGAAGACAAGUUCUCUGCAGUACCUUGAUGCACGCAACACUCCACUGCUGGACCAUUCGGCUCCUUUUGUAGCCAGAGCUCUCAGGAUCAGUGGCAGCCUCGCGGUCCUCCACCUGGAGAACGCUGGUCUGUCUGGCAGACCGCUGAUGUUACUGGCUACGGCGCUGAAGAUGAACAUGAACCUUCGCGAGCUGUACCUGGCAGACAACAAGCUCAACGGCCUGCAGGACUCUGCACAGCUCGGCAACCUGCUGAAGUUCAACUACAACAUCCAAAUACUGGACCUGCGCAAUAACCACAUCCUGGAUUCUGGUUUGGCUUAUGUGUGUGAGGGAUUGAAGGAGCAGAGGAAAGGCCUUGUCACCUUGGUGCUAUGGAACAACCAGCUCACACACAAUGGCAUGGGAUACCUCGCUUCUGCACUGCCUUGCACACAGAGCCUGGAGACUCUGAACUUGGGCCACAACUCGGUGGGGAACGAGGGUGUUCACAAGCUUAAAGACGGACUCAUUGCCAACCGUUCUGUGCUCAGACUGGGUCUGGCUUCCACCAAGCUGUCAUGUGAAGGAGCUGUUGCUGUGGCCGAGUUCAUCGCAGAGAGUCCCCGGCUGCUGCGUCUGGACCUCAGAGAGAAUGAGAUCAAGACGGGCGGACUCAUGGCACUGUCCCUCGCUCUGAAGGUCAACACCUCGCUGCUGAGACUCGACCUGGACCGUGAGCCCAAGAAGGAAACUGUGAAGAGCUUCAUUGAGACACAGCGCGCCCUGCUGGCUGAGAUUCAGAAUGGCUGCAAGAGAAACUUCAUCUUGGCAAAGGAGAAAGAAGAAACAGAGCAGAAGAUGAGACAGUCAGCGUCCAUGGCUGAGAUCGCCUCAGAAGAUGGGACCAGAGAGGGAGAGGAAGAGGAGGAGACUGGGAAAAAGGAGGAGAAAACAGAGGGAGGAGAAGGUCAGGAGGUUGAAAAGAAGCCCGAGGUCAGCACUCCAUUAGGAGCUGGGCCUGAGGCAAGUGGUCCUCAGGUGACCGGGGACUCUGAUUCAGACACAGAGGAUGAGGAGGAGGUACAGGUGGUCACCAAGUCUGCUCCCACAAAUCAUGCACAAAUGACUGAACAGCAGAAUUCAGAGACCUCCACUGGGGAGAAACAGACCACCGUAGGUGCUUCCUCACCGUCGCCUCCUGCUGCUGGACCAAAUCUCAUUUCAGGAAUCACAGUCACUGAAGCGCCUGUUCCUCCUGGCACCCCGCCUUCUCCAGGUCGCUGUAUUUCAGUCUCCAGUCCGGGCAGAGGGCACAAGAUCUUCAUGGUGACUCGAGUGGAGAGCCCACCGGAGCAGCAGCAGCAGCAGGUGCCUACAGCCAGCAGCCACCAUUUAAUGAAAUCAGAAGCAGCAGGUGCAGUAGGACCACAAGCAGCACAGCAGGAGGCAACACCUGCAGCACUGAGCACUACACCAAUCCCCACACCUGAGUCCACUGCUCCGCCCACAGAGGAGGCAGCAGGCAGCACUUUAGUUUCACCCGAGGCAGAUCCAAGUCCACCAGAAGCAACCAUGCCUUCACCCUCCUCUGCGGAGCCCACCUCAGAGCUAGCAGCUGAAAGUGUGGAGCAGGCGGACGAGGACACACCGGAGGCCAGCACAGAAGGAGAACACAUGCAUCCAGUCACUCACACACAGCAACAGACGCCGACAUCAGAGGAAAGCCUGAGCCAGGAGUCGCCCUCAGAGACAAACCUGCCUGCACCCGCCGGUCAGGACCUGACAGAGCCGGAACUGCUGGAGACCUCUGGGGCUGACUCCACCUCCAGCUCUCCUCCUGAGGAGUCGCCUGAGGAGAGCUCGGCUGAAGAGGGGGAGGAGAGCGACGUCCUAGCUCCAGCGUUGCCCAACGGUCUGAAGUCCGAGUUCUCUCUGCACCUUCUGGAGGCAGAGACGCCCAAACCUGGCAGCUGUGUGAUGGAGCACGUGAGUGUCAGCUGCUCCCAGGACCUGGAGGAGCUGCUGCUGGAAGCCAGUUUAGACACCGGCAGGGACGCACCAUGACGGGGUGUUGGAAAGCGCUGCAGAGGGGUUUUGUGACACAACUACGAGCCGGCUUCUAACUGGACAGUGAUUUUUGGAAACUUUACCACCAGAACAGCUGAUCACAAAAACCUCAAGAACUAAAUUUGGCCCAGACCAGUUCAACUGGUCCCAGUUGGACUCACCCACACUACAUAAACCACUGACACACAGAAGGCUCAGAAGAAGGCGGAACACUGCAGCUGGUCCGUCUGCUGACAUGAGCAGGGCAGGAGAGUCGGGGGGGGGACACAAGGUGGGUGGACGACGUGCGAACCAAAGACUGUCUCUCACCUCUACGUGCUCUGCUGUCGCGACCUCAGCUCGGUGGUUCAGAGGGAAACAAGUCCGCUGAGACUCAACGACCAACACUGAUCCUGCUGACUUGUUUUGUCUGUAGGACGACGUAAACGUCCUCGUGUCUUGUUUUUAUCGUCUUCUCUGUCUUUCUCCCAAAACAAUCACAGGGACCUUAACGAACGUCGCCCCCCUUGUGUUCGUGCUCACGCUUGUCCUCGCUGACUCGUCCAUAAACUGUGGACAAAACUUUAGCGCCGCUCUGUUCGGAUCUUGUGGCUGUCGAAGGUUCAAAACGUUAAACAACAAAAAAAUCAUCUCCCAGUCAUUGCAGUACAGAUGCAAGAGACAUUGGUAUUUCACUUCCUGCUUUGUUCUUGUAACAAAAGACACUAAUACUUGUGAAAGAUGAGCAUCUUCUCUGUCUGACCGUAAUGCCUCUGGUAGAUGAGCAACACAUGUUCCGCUGCUUCAUAAAUUCACUUCAACAUUUUUUUUAUCGUUUUUAGAAUGAAAAAAGGCACAGAAAAAACCUGCAUGACUUUUCAUUUAAAAAAUAUCUGUUUAAAAGUCUCUUAACCUCUCGACUCGACAUCCAGGCCGCUGCUGGCGAGGUUUGGAACUGCGUUUAGUAUACCAUCCACCAGCGUUUGACUGAUGCUUUAUAUGAACUUCAACAGCCACAAAACAGCGUUAUACGUUCUGCCCCCUCUGUCUUGUCAUUCACCUCAAGCUCUUCAUCAUCAUCAUGUUGCCUUCAACUCCGCAUUUCGGUGUGUUCUUCCAUCCAAAAAGUCACCAUGUAUUUAUUUUAUAGCUAUAUGAGAAUUUCAGAUCUAUGGAUCCCCAGUUUUAUCCUUUUCAUUUGCCUUUAGGACCCGCUCCCUCUGUUUUUGAUGUAUAUUUCAUUUAGAGCAAAUAUUUAGUUUUAUUUCCUUUGGUUUGUUUCUCUGGGAAUUUGGGGCUUGAGGGUAAAUAUGGAGGGGUCACUCAUCUACGGUUUUCUAUCAGAACUGCUGGGUGGGUGUGUGGCCAGCAGAUGGCGCCACUGGGGGUCUGACCGAGGCAGGCGCCAGUAGAAGAUGUUUAUUGUUCUUUUUUUUCCUGGAAUUGGCUGCAAGUACCUGCAGCUUCUGGCCAGAUCCACCCAAGCUACAGAUCCGAGAGUUAAAUCAACAAUGCUGUUCCCCUCACCCCACCCCUCCGACCUCCUCCCCAACACUGUUUGUAAUGCUUUAAUUUUUAGGACUUUUUAAUGAUGAUUUGUUAACUUAAAUGAAAUGUGCUGGUAAUCACAGACAAAUGUAUGGCGAAAUUUGUUCCUCUCCAAUAAAUGCAUGUAACGUUCU